Copidosoma floridanum is the source of this 5793-nucleotide messenger RNA. RefSeq names its product phosphodiesterase 4D interacting protein centrosomin (gene cnn). Gene Ontology annotation, biological process: chromosome segregation; regulation of mitotic cell cycle spindle assembly checkpoint; negative regulation of centriole replication. The record is from RefSeq and is a predicted model, not a curated record. NCBI's taxonomy places the organism in Eukaryota, Metazoa, Arthropoda, Insecta, Hymenoptera, Encyrtidae. Gene Ontology annotation, cellular component: microtubule plus-end; pericentriolar material; microtubule organizing center. Gene Ontology annotation, molecular function: gamma-tubulin binding; microtubule binding.
AUCAGGGGUACAACGCUCUGCUCAGUCGUUUCUGGCACGCCGUACCGUCCGCCUCGGCUACAAUUUUUCUCCAUCCGAUUCUUUCACACGUGUCGGCAGUCCCCCCGUGCAUGCAGUGCAUCACAUUGUAUGGACACAACCCCCACAGUGGGACAUCGCCAAGAUCUGAUAAAUUAAAAAAAAGAAGGAAGAGGAAAGGCCACGCGGAUAAAGUGUGCGGAGUCUGCGUGUACAGUUGCGGAUCUCUCGUGUCGCACCCCGUGACGGAGUCUGCGUGGGAGACACCGUUUUUUUUCUUUUUUUUUUUUCUUCUUUUUGUCGGACAAAGUGAUGAGUCAGGUCAGACCUUUGGUCAAAAAGAGGAUUUUUUACGCCAAAAGAAUGGUCAAGAAGGACAAACUGCUUUUUGUCAUCAUUACGCCCGACCUCGUCGCUUGACUCUGUUUUUUUUUCGUGCAGUGCGGGAGUGUUUGAUAUACCACUUCGACAAUCUUAUCUUUCGCACGGGAGGAACUUGGCUUCCGCGGACGAUUCUUAUCUAUCGACAAUUACAGAGUCGCUGUUUGUUGACUCAGUGCACAUAUUAUAGUGUCGCUGUCUCUUUGAGUGUGCGUGCGUAACAUAAGCGUGUGCUUUUCAAGUGCUCGUGCGUGCGCUCGCGAGAGUUGGGAUUUUGGACAAGACGAUCCUUUUUUUUUUUUUUUUUACAAUUUUGUCAAUCCGUCCGAUUUCGCGUGUGGACAUAGACAGAGGAACAUUAGAUUGGCCAAAGGGAAGUUGGUGCUAAAGUGCAAAGUGUGUUUUCGUGGUAUUGAUAACAAAUAUCAAGUACAAGAAACAGGACAAACGUAAAGAAAAGAGAAAGUAGUUGUUAAAUAUUGGUAUUUUUAGAAAAUAGUAUUAUAGAGUCGCGUCGGGUCUUCCUUUAUCGAAUUUCAAUCGUAUCAACAUAAGAUUGCGUACAAUAAUUUAAUUAUACAUAUAUUACUAUACUUACGUAGAAAGUAAGAAUCCGUACGAUUGCCAAAAAUGUUGUCCAAAAGCUACGGUUAUUCGGGCAGUCCGAGUAGCGUUCUAUCGCCAAAGAGGAGUUUAUGGGGCAGUUCUCGUAGUGCGUUCAAAAACAGCAGCAAUAUGCCGCUUCCCAAUAUUACGAUGGACUUGACGAUGCCUGGAGCGGUAAAUGACACGAACGUAAAGUCGCCGGGAAACUCGUCCUUUAUGGAAGGCGGCCAAGGAAUCUGGGCCCCCCGCCGGACCAUGAAAGAGUACGAGGAGCAGAUGAACUUCCUCCAAAAGGAGAACUUCAACCUGAAGUUGCGCAUCUUCAUGCUCGACGAGCGCUUGGGCAUCAACUCCUCGGACCAGGAAGUCAUGAAAAAGGCUCUCGAUGGCAAAAUGGAGAACGAAAGCCUCAAGAAGGAGCUCAUGGAGAAGCACGAGCUGCUCGUCCAAGCGGCCAGGGCCAUGGAACUCGUGGUCGAGCAAAAGUCGUCGUUCGAGCGGCAACAUUCCGAGGACCAGGAGGCUCUCGAGCAGGAACGCUCGAGGGCGGAGAAGCUCGAGAAGGAGGUCGAGGAGUGUAAGGCGAAGCUGAACGACGCCGCGUACUUCGAGGAGACGUUCGGGAUAUCGCCGGAGGAGGCCUUGGAGUGCAAGGAAAAGCUGCAACAGGUCGAGGAGAUCAAGGCAUCGCUGGAGUCGGAAUUGAAGCAGUUGUCGGCGAGCUUGGACGAGGAGAGGGAGUGGGCUCGAGAGGUGGAGAAAGAGCGGGACCAGUUGAGGAUCAGGUUGGACGCGGAGGUCAUAUCCAAGGAGAAGUUGGCGCUCAAGAGGGACCGGGAGAUGGAGGCGCUCAACGAGAGGAUCAAGGAGCUCGAGGAGCAGGUCUUGAAGAAGGAGGGCUCGUGCCAGCAGCUGAGGAAGGAUGUCGUCGAGAAGGACAAGGUGAUCGGGGAAAAGAAUGCCCUGCUGGAGGAGAAGAGCAGAGUUUACGAGGAAGUCUCGGCGGUCGCGGAGAAGCGAAAGAAGAUGUUGGACCAGCAGAGGAGCUCCAUCAUCGCGAUGGAGGCUUCUUUCACGGAUCUCAACAUCAAGCACCGCAAUUUGCUGGCCAAGUUUGACGGCUCGAGAGUCAACUCGUCGACGUUGUCGUUGGCCGACGAACAACUCUAUGGUAAAACGUACGGCCUGUGCAGUCCCACGAGGAGUUGUGGCCCAUUGGAUCUGAGUUCCGAAAGAGCCAAGACACGCGAUUUGUACGGUUAUCUGGACAGGAGGGAUCCUCAGGAAAUGAAAAAAGAGCUGGAGGAAAUGGAACGAGAGCUCAGGAAACAAGAGGAGUUGAAAAAACAGUUGAACCUGAAGCUGUACUACGCUCAGGAAUCGGUUCAGGAGAGCGAAAAAAAUUACAAAAAGUUACAAGUUGAGAAUCGAAAAGCCCUCCAGAUGAUCCAGAGUUUCAUGAAGCGUCACGAACAGUCGAUGGAGCAGGAGGCCAAGAAAAACCGGAGGAUCUUGGAGUUGGAAGCCGAGCUCUCGAAGCUGCGCAACGAUUAUUCGCGGGCCAGCAGGACCAGCAUCACCAGCACGCCCGUGCGCAAGAAGCUCAGCGGCGAGUAUCUCGAAAGUCCCGAGCGUGACAGCAGUGCCCAGCAACGAUUCGAGGAGCUGGAGAGCAAGAUCAACGAUCUCCGAGACCAAAUCGAUACCGUCAAGGCCGAAAAGAGUUUGCUGGAAAAACAAACGAAAAUCGAGUCCGAGGAGUUGCGCGAGCGCUUGGAAAACAAAGACCUGAAAAUCGAGUGUCUCGAGUGCGAGAAGCAGUCCAUUGAGUGCGAGCUGCGGGACAAAGCCAACGAGUACGACAAGCUGAAGGAACAGUAUAACAAGGACGAGCUGCGUCGCGAGCUCGAGGACAAGAACCGGCAGAUCGAGGAGUUGAGCAAAGAGCUGCAGAUCAAGACCCACAACCUCCAGCAUUUGGUCAACACCGAGCUCUGGAGUAAGAACCGCGAGAUCGCCAAGUUGCAGAACUACGUGACGGCCACGCAGUGCGGUGUUCCGGACAGUACGGACGCGAGUUUGCAGCUGAGGGCCCUGAUCAAGGAGCUGAACGACAUUGGCAUCCAGGUGAUGCUCACCGACGACAUUGUCCAGCUGAACUACGCCGACUCGGAGACUAGCGUCGACGCGUCGACUCUCACCAGUUACAUACACAAGCUGCUCGCUCAGAAGGCCGAGCUGGAGGAGAAGGUGGAUUACCUCAAGUGGCUGAAUGUCGUCUCGAAACCGAGCAGUCCCAUUGGCGUUGCCGAGGUCGGUGGAUGCGACUCCUCGGUCGAGAAGGACAGAAAGUACUGCGAGAUGCUCAGGACACAUUUGAAGGAGCUGGUCAAAUUUAUGAACGAGAUGCUGAGGGAGCAGAGCGCCGAGGUCAAAAGCAAGCAGAAGAAGAUAGUCUACGAUGCCCUCAUGAAGUCCAACAUCCUCUCCGAGGACUUUAUCAACACCCUCGACUGCAUCAAGCCCGAUGAGCUUGACUGCACCUCUGGAUUAGACAAAUCGGCGAGGAAGAGCAAAUCCGACAACUUGAUGGACUCGAAGAACCAGUUGUCCACUCCGUCGGAUUCGGAGACUUUUUCGGAGCCCGAUCGGACGGUUUCGCAAGCGCGUAUGGGCCUACCGGAGAUCAGGCGGAAAUUCCAGGUGACUAGAGCGAGACUGUUCAAGUACGCAAAGAAACGCAGUGACUCCGAGGACUCGGGAGAUUCGGCGCCAGGGCUGGCCAAUUCUUGCCAGAGCGACGGGACCGACUGUGACGCCAAUCGGCAGAUACUCGAGCUCAAGGACAUCAACAACUUUUUGUGCUCCGAGCUGAAUUCCCUGAAAAAGGAGCUGAUGAAGACGCUCGGCGACGACUUUGUCAACAACAAGCUGUCGAUGCUGCUGACCAAGCUGGAAAAGUCGAGUCUCUACUGCGAGAAGCUGCAGAAUACCUUGGAGAAGAAAAUUCACGAGUGCCACUCCCUUAAGAAGGAGAGCAAGCAGAACAGCGCCAGGAAACUCCAGCUGGAAAUUAAAAUUCUGGAGAUGGAGGGCAGGGCCCUCGAGCUGACCAAGCAGAAGGGAGAGCUGUUGCAGUUCAAAGAGACGGUGGAUAAGAAAACCGCUGACAUGAUCUUUGUGUUUAACAAAGAUAACGAAGUGAUGAGGCUGAAAAUUAAACAGUUGGAGGAUGAGAUUGCAAAAUCGAAUGCGAUGGUUUCUAAGCUCACGACAGAUUUGGACCAGUUAACCAUGACGAACAGUCAAAUUGUGGUAGAAAAUACCCAGCUAACAAACGACAAACUCAGGCUUGAGCAAGAUCUGAGAAAAUCGGAGAAUCAUUACGGCGUCACAGUUCGUAAUCUUCAAGACAAAUUUCACAAGGAGGUAACCGACUUGAAUCAAGCCAACGAAUCUCAUCGAGCCCGAUUGCAAGAGCUCGAGGCGACAAACAAGGAACUGCGAAGACACGUGAUUGUGUGCGAGGCGAGUGAUUCUGCUCCAAGCUCCAGCGGAAUAUCCUCGAUUCCACCAGACGUCGGGGCAAAGUCGAUCCGUGACGAUAUCCUCGGCGAAUACGACGCUUACAACGGCGUCCAAAAUUGGUUGCCUUUGACUUACCAAACGUCGAGUGGGCGCAGCAAGUCCAGCUGUUCUCCGGAUCUCGGCAUUGAAAGCGACACCGCGGGUACAUCGUCAAAACCGUACGAAAAAUCCCUAAAGAUCACAGAGUCCAUGAACAAUUUGCUCAGCGAUGACGAAAGUGGGCUUUUAUAUUAUAGUCUCGAGGAAGUGCGAGCGCUUAAAAACGAGAACGCCGCGCUCAGGAGGAGGUUGAUGAGAACAAAGCGAGCUCUGGAGGACACGUUUCAUUAUUUGUCGGCUUCCAACAAGAACAAGAGAAGCGUCGAAAAAGCCAUCACGAUACAGCUGAUGAUCACAAAAAACAUACUCAAGAAGACGAGAAACUACGAAGAAACGCAACCUCGCGACAAUUGAGGAUUUAACAGUCGAAACCGAAAAAAAAAGAAAGUUGCAGAUUGCGCGGUUGCAUUAUUGGUUGCUCUUACGCGUUGAAUAAGCAACGACGACGACAACGACCACGACCACUUACCGAUGGGGUAUUAUCUUUUUUAUGUACUCUAUUCUCGAAUCUAUGACUGUAUUCAUUUCAAACACGUGUUCCACGCUCCUCGACCACCUGCCCGUUGUCGUUGGCACGUGAUUACUCUAUAUAUUUAUGUCGGUUGACAUAAUCAACUCAAGUGAACUGGUUACACGUACAAUUCUCAGCAGCAGAGAUUUCGUAUUCUUAUAUUUAUAGAACCUAUUUUUACAAGAUUAAACGAAAAUUUUUCUAAAAUAAGACGACGAAAAAAAAAAAAAAAAAGAAAAAAAAUAUUUACAAACUACAUCAAUUGCUAUUACAGAUGUCAAUUGAAGAUGUACAUUGGACUUUAUAUGUAUAUAUUUAUAUUAUGUAUUUCCAUGAAUUGAAUGACGAUUUGUUCUUAAAAUUUUUGUAGUACAUUCGACUUGUUCUUAUUUUAUCUACGAUAGUGUAUAGGUACUGAUUUCUUUCCAUGGAUUAUUAUUUAACCACGUACCCCUUACGUGUUUUGUUGAUUUGAAGCAUCUUAAGAAACAAAGAUUUUCCAAGAUUGUAUAUAAAUUACAAUUUACCAAAAGAAGAAUGCAUCUGUAAAUAAAUCUUUAAUAAAGUACCAUUCAUUCAUUGAAUUAUAA